Messenger RNA from Symbiodinium natans, 1677 nucleotides. Lineage: Eukaryota; Dinophyceae; Suessiales; Symbiodiniaceae. The record is from the annotation of a GenBank genome assembly.
AUGCUCGCAGAAGCAGAUGCAGCCACUGCAGCUCCAUUGAUGGUCGUCAUCGGUGAGCGCGAGCCAAUAUCUCAUUCCGUGGAGGUUCAGUUUGAAGUGUCCAUGCAUAAAGCUCUUGGCGGCCAGGCCCGGGCCACAAAAUGGCAGACCGCUUUCUGGUUGGCGCAGCAGAUGCAGGAGGACGGGAUAUUGCCAAACUCUAUCACCACAACGCUGCUGCUCGUGGCUUGCCGGCCACGGCGUUGGCGAUCCGCGCUGGUCCUGCUUGCCUCGGCUGUUUCCCUGGCAGCCUGGAAUGUGGCUCUAGGACUGGCGCCCACGCCCCGCUUGGCCUUCAAGUGGCUCUGCGACAUGACGCAGUCCGCGCUGAGGCCGGAUCCUGUCAGCUUCGGCGCAGUGACCGCGAGUGCGAGCGCCUUGUGCGGCACUGCCAGUGCCACGAGCUUCUGGCAUUAUGCCCUGUUUACCAUGGAUCUCGGACGGAGCUGUCUGGGAGAGAGGCCCCUUCCCAGUGCCCGCUGCGCCGCCCUCACGGCUUUGGCCCGCGGUGCGCACUGGCUCGCCGCACGGCAGGCUCUGGCAUCCACGGUCUCCCCCACAGUCGAGGAGCUCAACGCUGCGACGUCUGCUGUAGAGCGGUGGGCCGAUGCCGUAGCCAUCGUCUUCGGGCAGCGAGGCCAAUCCCUGCGCCCGGAUGCCAUCGGCCGCAACGCUGCCUCCACAGCGUGUGCCCGCGCCGCACGUUGGCAGGAGGUCUAUGCCCUGACAUUCCGGCUUGGGAAGCCUGAUGCAAUUGGCAUUGGUGCCAGCUUCAGCGCGCUUGCGGCGGGCGCUGCAGUCCCACAGGCCUGGUGUUGGGCUUGGGGCCUCCUGGCCGCUACGCAAAGUCAAGGUGUCCUCCUUGACACGCUUGCCCUGAACGCGGCCGCUGCGCUUCCGCGCUGGGACCGUGCCGCCGCGCUGCUGGCGACCUUCCCGGCACGUCAGCUGAAGCCAACUUCCAGCACUGUGGCGACAGUGCUCUCCAGCCUGGGAGACCGGGCGCUGUGGGAAAAUGCUCUGGACCUCCUUGCCGCGCGGGGGGCGAGCGACACGACGCCUGCCAAUGCAGGCAUGGCCGCCUGCGAUCGCGGCGGCGCGUGGCAGCAAGCUUUGUGCCUGCUGGCCGGCCGCGGCCUUCGCCGCGAUGAAGUCGGCCUGGGGGCGGCGCAAAGUGCCGUCGGGAAGUCUGGCGACUGGGCUGGCGCCCUCUCCCUUUUGAAUGAAGGCCGUUUGUCUUCUUUGAGGGUGACGGACGUGUCACUUGCAGCUGCCCUGGCCUCGAGCCGAGAGGUUUGGAAGGUGGCGGUGUCCUUGCAAGACUGGGCCGCCAAGCAGCAUCUGGAGGUCGCCGAACUCGCGCGGUUGGCACUGCUCGCCGCCACAGGCGCAGCUGGAGUGUGGACACGCUCGCUGAUGCUGUGGCCAGCUUCUCUAGGAAGUGCCGGGGAGACCACGCUGCGCAGCACCAAUGCCGCCGUUUCGUCCUGCGUUCUUUCCGCAGCAUGGCCCUGGGCUGUUCGACUGGUCGGCGAGGUCAGUCAGUUGGAGAUGUCGCAGACCGCCAUCACUCAGCAGGCGGCGUUGGCUGCAUUUGAAGCCUCUGGACAGUGUCGGCGCGCGGUUGCGGUUUUGGAG